Pleurotus ostreatus (oyster mushroom) is the source of this 1683-nucleotide messenger RNA. RefSeq lists its product as uncharacterized. The record is from RefSeq and is a predicted model, not a curated record. NCBI's taxonomy places the organism in Eukaryota, Fungi, Basidiomycota, Agaricomycetes, Agaricales, Pleurotaceae. The transcript has 10 exons. Bases 1 to 1683 code for a protein of 560 amino acids.
AUGAGAACCAAAAUACUAGUUGGCUUACCAUUGUCAUCGACCGGUCGUGGUAAUCACCGGUUACGGCUAGAGAUAUUGGACCCUGCCUCUAAGUUGGACUACACUGUCAUGGCUAACCUUCAUCUCCACGACGAACUGAAGAGCUCAGCCAGAGUGGUGGCCGAAACGCUAUAUGGGCCCGUCAUAGGGGCUCGAUCUGUGAAUGGUGCUGCGGUAUUCCUAGAGGUCGCAUACGCUUUACCGCCCAAGCGCUUUCAAGAUCCUGAGCCCCUACCCACUCAUUUCCGGUAUGACAACAAGGAACAUAUCGAGGAAGCCUCGUACGCGGUACAGCCAAGAAACGACGGUCAAGCGAAAGGCACUCCGUUCGAGGAUAAGGUCGGGUUCGGAAAGCCCACCGAAAACCCCCUGUUCUUGAACAUCGUCGCACCCCCAGCUUUCCCGUCAGGUAAGAAAUACCCAGUCAGGGUGUACAUUCAUGGGGGCUUCCUUCAAUUCGGGUCCCCUCAUUCCUUGAGCUCGCAGGCACAAUACGUUGCGGCAGAGAGGUCCGAAGUUUGGGUGAAUAUCGGUUACCGGUUGUCUGCUUUCGGCUUUCUUGCGUGCGACAACCCCAAGGUGGAUGGUAAUUUCGGUUUCAAAGACCAAUGGUUGGCGCUGGAGUUCAUUAAGGAUAACAUCAGUGCCUGGGAAGGUGAUCCGAGCGAUAUUCAGAUAACUGGUCUUUCUGCGGGUGCGCAUUCUGUCCACCAGAUACUACACCACGCUUCUCGCCUACCCCCGGGCCACAAUGCACCUUUCAAUUCGGCGGUCCUACAAUCCAAUGCAAUUCUCACCAAUCCAAGGACUCCCUCGGAGUUACGCCCCCAGUAUCGUGCCCUCUGUAAGGCUCUUGGGUUAGACCCGGACGAUCCUAGCACUCUCGCCACGCUCCGGGAUCCUGGACAAACGCCGUGGUCCUCAAUAACCCGUGUUAUUGAAACGGGUGCUGUUGGAACUGAAUUUGGCACCUUCCGUGGUUGUCUCGAUGGCAAAUGGAUUGCUGAGUCUCCUGACCCCAUGUCUUGGCAGCGCAGUGGGGGAUUGGCGCAAGGUUUGGGGGAGAAGGGUGUGAAGAGCAUCAUCAUCGGCGAUCUUACCGAGGAAUGGUAUCUCUAUUCAAUUGCUCACCCAGUGCCCCAGGUCGAAGAUAUCGUACCCAAUCUCGAGCGAUAUUUCUCUAAGGAUCUCGUCUCCCGGAUGAUUCAGUUACACAGAACUAUACCAAGCAACUCGAGUCCAAGCGAAGUGCAGAAGCUUUUCGGCGAGAUCCUGAGCAACCUCCAAGUCCACCUGCCUGUGCGGCUCUUUGCAAGGGAUUUCAUGAAAGCUGGCUUCCCUAUCUUGAGGUACGAAAUACAAUGGACCCCGGAACAGAACCGGCCAGAAGGGUAUGUUACCCAUGGUACCGAUAGAUUGCUAUGGGCGUUGAGAUUACCAGUAUUGGACCCGAGGCAAGCAGACAUUGCACGGCGUUGGUUGGACACAAUUGCGAAGGAAAUUCGAGACGUGGAACAUGGGAAUCUUUCGGGUAGUGUGGACAAAAUCCUAAUUCUAGGCAAGGACGGGUCCUUGAACUGGGGCCACGACGGGAAGUGGGAAGAUGUGAUACGGCUCGUGGAGGCACUUGAUGAUAAUGUUUGA